CCUUUGCUUACGGUUUCAUUUGUUAAGUUUUCAAUAGAUAGCUUUUGUUUAUUAAUUUCUCGAACACCGGCCGGCUUCCGUAUAACGUUGACACUGUGAGAAAUUGACAGAGUCGGAUGCUAUCGGUGGGCGAAGAAUAAUCACGCUGCGCCUAAGGUUUUGCACCGUUUUUGUCUCUGGCUUUGCGUUUUGCUAGAUGCAAUACCUGCCCGAGUAACUACAUUGCUUAGGUUUAAGAUAGUAUAUCCGAAGCCACUUGUCUUGUUCUAGCGUAUUCUCUGUAGUGUCAAAGUCAAGAUGUCUCAAAAGCGAAAUCUUCCUUCUUGGAUGAGUUCAAGAGAUCCUCCUGAUACUAGUCCGAGUAAUUCUCUUAGUAAGAAGCCUAAGGAUGAAGCCGAUAAGCAGAUUAACCAGAGUAAAGAGCAGAAGAAUAGAAAUGUACCUUCCAACAACUCCGAACACAGGAAGAUGUUACCACCUGAGCCAAGUUCAAAUACCACGGAUUUCUCUAAACUUAUGGAAGGAGUUGUUUUUGUGCUUUCAGGCUUUGUUAAUCCUGAGAGGAGUACACUAAGGUCACAGGCCUUGGCAAUGGGAGCCACAUAUCAACCUGACUGGAACUCUGACUCUACGUUAUUGAUCUGCGCUUUUCCUAACACUCCAAAGUUUCGUCAAGUUGAAACCAACUGUGGAACAAUUGUCUCAAAGGAAUGGAUAACUGAGUGUUAUACGCAGAAGAAGUUGGUGGAUAUUGAGCAAUACCUUAUGCAUGCUGGAAAUCCAUGGAGGAAAAACACUGUUACCCAAGAUACUAUUCGAGAAAAGAAAAAACAGCUGUCCAUAAAGCCAGAGAAGCAAGUAGAGAAAAAACCAGAAACAAGGGGAACGCAAUCUUCUUCAUCCAAGAAUAGACCAGCUUGCAAUAUUGUGAAAGAGCCAUUUUCUGUUACCGAGGUGAAGAAAUGGGCAAGGGAUGACCUAACUCAAACUGUCUCAUGGCUAGAGAGUCAGGAGGAGAAACCAGAACCCGGCGAGAUCAAGCUAAUAGCUGCAGAAGGAGUCUUAACCUGUUUACAAGACGCCAUAGAUUCUCUUGAGCAGAAGCAGGACAUUGGUUCAGUUACGGAGCUGUGGAGCUUUGUCCCUCGCGUAGUGAAGGAGCUUGGAAAGAUCGAGUCUUCUUAUAAAAAAGAAAACUGCACAGCAUCAAAGGAUGAACUUUGCAAACAAGCAAAGUCGUGGAAAAAGAUUUACGAGACUGAGCUAGCAAAACCGGGGGAAGAAGAAUCAUCGGGAACAAAAAGCAAAGGGACAUCGCGGGUUGCUUCUGGAUACGAUAGUGAUGAGACCGUUGAAAUGACUGAAGAAGAGAUCGAACUUGCUUACAGGAACGUUUCUACAGAGUCUCUUUAGAUCAAAACUUGUUUCAUUUUGCUUGCAUGCGAAAGAGCACAAGACGUUUGCUUAUUCGGUUUGUUCGGUUCGAUUAAAGAAUGUUGCUAAUUAAAAACUAAAAUUUUGAUUACUUUCUACUUAUAGACUGGUCUGGAUUCGGUUAUUCUUUACUGUUUGAAUUGAUCGGUUUAUAUAUUUUUGAUUCG
Messenger RNA from Eutrema salsugineum, 1601 nucleotides. RefSeq names its product DNA-repair protein XRCC1. The transcript is spliced from 8 exons. Gene Ontology annotation, biological process: base-excision repair; single strand break repair; double-strand break repair via nonhomologous end joining. The coding region runs from base 298 to 1413 and encodes 371 amino acids. NCBI's taxonomy places the organism in Eukaryota, Viridiplantae, Streptophyta, Magnoliopsida, Brassicales, Brassicaceae. The record is from RefSeq and is a predicted model, not a curated record. Gene Ontology annotation, molecular function: damaged DNA binding.